Messenger RNA from Amphiprion ocellaris (clown anemonefish), 1578 nucleotides. RefSeq names its product NOP16 nucleolar protein homolog (yeast) (gene nop16). Gene Ontology annotation, cellular component: nucleolus. Lineage: Eukaryota; Metazoa; Chordata; Actinopteri; Pomacentridae. The coding region runs from base 97 to 627 and encodes 176 amino acids. Gene Ontology annotation, biological process: ribosomal large subunit biogenesis. The record is from RefSeq and is a predicted model, not a curated record. The transcript is spliced from 5 exons.
CACGUGUUGACUGGCUACAUGUAGCGUCUAUUAGCUACCCGUUAGCUUCAGAUCACCAACAAACCGCCGCGGAGCCGCAGGAAAACAGAGACAGCCAUGCCGAAAGCGAAGAAAGCAAGCAAGAGACACAGAUUCGACUACAACAAAGACCGGAAGAAGCUGAAAAAACAGUUUAUUAAGAAAUACAAGCCGAGGAUCGAACAUCCACAGAUCCGACAUGCUUGGGACGACAACAAGUCGACGGCCAGGAACCUGCAGGAGAUGGGUCUGGCCUUCGAUCCCAAUCGAGCUCUGCCGGUGAAGAAGCAGAGGCUCAUCGGUGAAGACGGAGAAUCCAAAGCUCCCGCCGGCGUCGUCACCAAACCCUACAUCCUCACCCAUCUUCAGGAGGAAGCGAGUCUCCCAGAGAAAGACACCAAGACUUUAUCCUCCGACCUGAUCGAGUUCGUCCAGCACAUGAUCCGAGAACACAAAGACGACUACAAGGCGAUGGCUAGAGAUGAGAAGAACUACUACCAGGACACGCCCAAACAGAUCAAGAGGAAAAUCAACGAGUACAAGCGCUGCCACUCGCAACAUUUCGAUGAAUUCAUGAACUCACUCGUCCCUCAGCCGAUGGUGGAAUAGAAAAGAACCAGAGGCUUCACAUUCAGACUGUUUGGACAAACCCAACGGUGACGGACGGUGGAGACGUCCAGGAGCCCUGUUGGGAUUUUUACUUUCAUUUUUACCAUUUUAUUGCAGGAAUUUUGUCCUGAAGUUGCCACCAGCUGUACUCUGUUCUCCAAGUCAAACACGACUGAAAUGUUGUUUAAAUGCAUCAUUUAAACUCCUUUAAUCUCAUCUAGGAGGCGUUUUUUUUGUCCCUGCAGGAUGGAAAAUAUCUCCAGAUUCCAGAUCAGUAAUAGGUCACGCUGUUGGACAGUUUAGGAGCCAAACAUCUGAGUUAAAUCACCAGAAGUCUCUGCUUUUCUUAUUGUUUUCUGCUGUUUUUAGUGAUGUGUGAAUGUCCUACCAAACCCUUCAUAAAUGUCUGGAUAUUUAUCAGCUCCUAUAUUUACUGCUUUCUUCUUUUGGCUCAGCUCCAACUCUGCACCAAGUUUCAUGGAAAUCAGAGUCUUAGUUUUUCUAUAAUCCUGCUGAGAGUCAAGCAAACAGCAGAGCAAACCAACAGAUCAGCAAACAAAACAGAACCUGGUCAACGACAAGCGCUGCAGAAUGAAGAAAAAUGAUAAAUCUGACUUACAGGUACAGAAAUCAGAAAUGACCUUCGAUAAAAGGAUUCCAAAGCUGCCAGAAAUUGUCUGAUUUAUGAUGAAAAAUCCACUUUUCAGCCAGAAACACUAGAUUUGCUCCCUGAAGUUUAGCAUUUGUGCCAAAAAAUGAAGGUAAAAUGAGGAAAACCUGAUAAAUAGUUCAGAUUGUAUAUGUUUUGGAUUCAUCAAUAAUCUGCUUUUCAGUGUUUCUGGACAUUAUCAGGAGGUUUUAUGUGUUUUGCCUCUAAGACAACGGUUUGAGUUGAUUUUCUAAAGGUGAAUUUGGUGUAAAAUACAAUAAAAUUCAUGCAAAGAAGCUGAA